AUGACAGCAGCAUGGAAUCAUCAAUACUUACUUCGUCCAAAAAUCAAAGAAAUAUCUACUACCCUCAAUGAACUUCACGACGAAUAUCAAUGCAUGCCCCGUGAAGAUACACUUAUGUCGUAUGAAAUGAAUAGAAACGGUUCAGUAAACAAUCACUAUAAUAAUAAUAAUGAUGAUGAUGAACAUUUAAUGGAGAUUACAUAUGAUACAUCUACACUUCCUUCUUGGAGAGAAGCAGUGCAGCUUCACGAUGAUAAACAAUAUGCAAGAGCAUUCCCGAUCUUCGAAGAAUACGCAAAAGGUGGCGAUCAUGUUAACGAAGCAAAAUACCUGGUCGGUCUAUAUAUUUACCAAAAUUAUGAUGACAAAAUUCCGAAUGAUGAACAAAAAGCUUUUACGAUCACAAAUGAUUAUCACAUACGCCAAACAAUAAUUUCCGGCGCUCGCCCGGAUCCAAUUCCUUCGGACACACCAAAGACAUACAUCGAAAUUAUGACAGCAGCCUGGGAUCCACAACAGAGUCAUCGUCCAAAAAGCAUGAAUAUAUUCAAUACACUUAAUAGGCUUCAUUCACAAUAUAAAAACAUUUCUGCAGCAAAAGCAUUAGAACUUCAUGAUAAAAAGAUGUUUGAUAAAGCGUUUCCGAUCUUUGAAGAAUGCCCAAAAGAUUUAGAGUUAGCUGAAAAAUAUCUUAAAGAAGCUAAAUCUCUUGGGCAUAAAGAUGCGAUGACAAGGUUGAAAAAGUUAAAACAUCCUCAAUUCAAUGAUUAG
Molecule: messenger RNA, 771 nt
Organism: Ambispora leptoticha
Lineage: Eukaryota; Fungi; Glomeromycota; Glomeromycetes; Archaeosporales; Ambisporaceae
Source: the annotation of a GenBank genome assembly